UUAUAACUUUUGUUGAUACAUGUUGUUCCGCCACUCAACAAACAUUCUUUAAUACUUUUGUUCCCGGUCCACCCCCUUCUCUGUCCCACGGAGGGAAAACAGAAGGGAGGGAGAAGCAGAACAGAAGGGAAGGAGAGAGAGGGAGAGGGAUAGAGGAAGAGGGAAAGAAAGUGUUUGAGUGCGUCUGUGUUCAGUCCAACUUGUGAAAAGUUGCAAUCGUUUGUCUCCGUUUCCAAAUUCUUCCAGUUGAGGAGAGCCGCGCGGGGGAACGUCCGUGCUGGAGAUAGCCGACUAAAAAAUGGGACGACUGUGGCUCGCGCUGCUCACUUCGUUGCUAUGGCAAUGCUGCCAGGCUCAGCAAAGAGGCCUCUUCCCGGCGGUGCUGAACCUGGCCACCAUGGCCGACAUCCACGCCAACGCCACCUGCGGCUCCCAGGGGCCAGAGAUGUUCUGCAAGCUGGUGGAGCACGUCCCGGGACAGCCGGCCAGGAACCGGCCGCAAUGCCGCGUCUGCAACCAGAAGAGCAUCAAACCCUUAGAACAACACCCAAUAGAAUAUGCCAUUGAUGGGACCAAUCGUUGGUGGCAAAGCCCCUCCAUCAAGAACGGCAUGGAGUACCACCAUGUGACCGUCACCCUGGACCUGAAGCAGGUGUUCCAGAUUGCCUAUGUGAUUAUUAAGGCAGCCAACUCACCCCGUCCAGGUAACUGGGUCUUGGAGCGCUCGCUGGAUGGCGUGACCUAUGACCCGUGGCAGUACUACGCCAUCACGGACACCGAGUGCCUGACGCGCUUCAACCUCAACCCGCGCACCGGACCCCCGUACUACACCAGGGACGACGAGGUCAUCUGCACCUCCUUCUACUCCAAGAUCCAGCCGCUGGAGAACGGAGAGAUCCACACCUCUCUGAUCAACGGGCGGCCCAGCGCCGAGGACCCCUCCCCCACCCUGCUGAACUUCACCUCCGCCCGCUUCAUCAGACUGGUGUUCCAGCGGAUCAGAACGCUCAACGCUGACCUCAUGACCCUGGCGCUCAACGACCCCAGAGAUGUGGACCCCAUCGUGACGAGACGGUACUACUAUUCCAUUAAGGACAUCUCUGUAGGGGGCAUGUGUAUCUGCUAUGGCCAUGCAAAGGCCUGCCCUCUCAAUGAAAGAACAAAGAAAUUCAGCUGCGAGUGUGAACACAAUACCUGUGGCGAGAGCUGUGAUCGCUGUUGCCCCGGUUACCAACAACAACCCUGGAUGGCAGGGACCUUCCUCACCCGCCAUGUCUGUGAGAAGUGCAACUGCCACGGCCAGGCCGACGACUGCUACUUCAACCAGACGGUGGCCGACCUGACGCUCAGCCUGGACGCCACGGGCCAGCGCAGAGGGGGGGGAGUCUGCGUCGGCUGCCGCCACAACACCGCGGGCGUCAACUGUGAGAACUGCAGCGCGGGCUACUACCGGCCUCAAGGGGUGAGCCUUGAGGACCCGGAGCCCUGCCGCCCCUGCCUCUGUCACCCCGACGGGUCCACCAGCCAAUCAUGUGUCUCCGACGAAAGCCAGGCCACACCCACUAUGCCAGCAGGGUCGUGCCCGUGUAAGGAGGGUUUCGAAGGUCUACAAUGUGACAGGUGUGCCUAUGGCUACAAGGGCUUCCCAUCCUGUGAGCGUUGUGCCUGCAGUAUUGAGGGAAGCACCAACAAUGACCCGUGUAGAACUCCCUGUUACUGCAAGGAGAAUGUGGAAGGGGAGAACUGUGACCGCUGUAAACUGGGGUUUUACAACCUGCGCCGCGACAAUCGCCGGGGAUGUGAAAAGUGUUCCUGCAUGGGCGUGGCCAGCCAGUGCUCCGCCUCUCCCUUGGCCUAUCAGAAUGAGACGUCUCUGGAGGGCUGGCAGCUGAUUGGGGAGACGGGACAGACAGUGAUGUCCGUCAGCAGGACCACGCCCCCUCUUCACAGCGUCCGCCAUUCGGAGGUUGAAGGGAAUCUUGGCUCCACCUACUACUGGAGUGCUCCUGGAGUGUUCCUGGGGAACAAGCUCACAGCCUACGGAGGGAACCUGGUCUACACUGUGUCUUAUGUCACAAACCAACAAGACCCGAACAACAUCAGAGUCACUUCCCAGCCAGAUCUGAUCAUAGAGGGUGCCGGGAUCAAGAUGAUUGACGGUAAAUACGGCCAGCCGGUGUACCCCUCCUCGCCCAGCACCAACCACGUCGCUCUCCUGCCGGAAAACUUCCUGGUUUCAGAGAGCCGGCAGCCAAUCAGUCGACGGGAAUUCCUGUCGGUGCUGGCUGACGUGACCAGCGUGUCUGUGCGGGCCUCCUACAGCACGGAGCCCAGUGCCGUGUACAGGUUGCAUGCGUUCUCUAUGGAGACAUCAGAUCUUCACGCCAGAGGAGAGAAGAGAGCUUCAGCUGUAGAAAUCUGUGCCUGUCCACCUGGAUAUGCUGGCAGCUCCUGCGAGGGGUGUGUCGCUGGUUUCCGGAGGGUCAACGGGGCGCUGUACGGCGGGGUGUGUGAAGCCUGCCGUUGCCACGGACACUCAGCCCACUGCCACCAGGUGACGGGACAGUGUCUGGAUUGUUCCCACCGCACCGCCGGGCCCUACUGCGGCGCCUGUCUACCUGGUUACUACGGCAACGCCACCCACGGCUCAGCCGACGACUGUCAACCCUGCGCCUGCCCGCUCAGCCUGCCCAGCAACAACUUCAGUCCUACCUGUCACCUGAGCAAUGCGGGAGAAUUGCUGUGCGAUCGUUGUCAGACCGGAUACACAGGGCCUCGAUGUGGCAGGUGUGCCAAUGGCUACUUUGGCCACCCCAGCAGGCCAGGGGGUUCCUGCCAGCCUUGCCAAUGUCACGAUAACCUGGACUUCGCUCUGCCCAGAAGCUGCGAUCCAAUCACAGGCCAGUGUCUUCGCUGUCGUCAGGGUUACGGGGGCGAGACUUGUGAGAGCUGUUCCGACGGCUACUACGGUGACGCGGUCAAUGCAAAGAACUGCCAACCCUGCCAGUGUCAUACCAACGGCUCUCUCUCGGAGGCGUGCCAUCAGGAGACGGGCCAGUGCCAGUGCAGGGAGCACGUGCUGGGGAGGCAGUGUGAUGAGUGCAUGCCUAACUGCUGGUGGGACGCAGAGCGCCAGGAGUGCCUGCCGUGCCAGUGCAGCCCACCGGGGGCGCUGGCUCAGCGCUGCGACGUGGAGGGCCGCUGCAUCUGCCGCCCCGGCUACUCGGGCCGGCGCUGCGACCUGCGGCGGCAGGGCUACGAGCGGCGGGAGACGCGGCGGCCCGUGGAGCGCGUCCCCGUCGAGGUGGCCCAGCAGAGAUGGGACACCCCGUCUCGCCACGGCGGGGCGUCCCGUACGGGGGGCUGUCCCCGAGGGGCGUACAGGCCCAGGAUAGCGCCCCAGACGCACGGCCUCGCCAGCGGCGGCUCGUGCGUUCCGUGCCACUGCAACUCGUUUGGCUCCAAGUCGUUUGACUGCGACGAGGCGGGCCAGUGCCGCUGCCAGCCGGGCGUGGCGGGGCCCAAGUGUGACCGCUGCUCCCGGGGCUUUUUCCUCUUCCAGGAGGGAGGCUGCACACCCUGUGACUGCAGCCAUGUGGGGAACAACUGUGACACCAACACAGGCCAGUGCAUCUGCCCGCCCCACACCAUCGGAGAGAGGUGCGACCGCUGCGCCCCUAACCACUGGGGCCACGACAUCAUGGAAGGAUGCAAGGAGUGUGGUUGCAGUGUGGUGGGCUCGGUCGCCCAGCAGUGUAACAUGAACACGGGCUGCUGCCUCUGCCGAGACGCCUACAGAGGGGAGAAGUGCAACGAGUGCCAGCUGGGCUACAGAGACUUUCCUCAGUGCACGGCGUGUGAGUGCAGCGCGGCGGGGUCAGAGAGCGAGACGUGUGACCAGGAGCGAGGUGUGUGCGCCUGCGCCGACCGCACCGGGAAAUGCAGCUGCAAGGCUAACGUUGAGGGGCAUGGCUGUGAGGAUUGCAAGCCCGGCACUUUUGGGCUGUCGGUACGAAACCCGCUGGGCUGCAGCAGCUGUUACUGCUACGGCCUGUCCCAAACCUGCUCCGAGAAGCAAGGGCUCAUCAGAAUGUCGCUCAUGUUGAAACCGGAGCAGACGGUGCUCCCCCUGGUGGACAAGUCCAACAGUGCGGAGACGCGCACCGGAGUGAGCUUCCAGCACCCUGAGAUCCUGGUCCACGCGGACCUGGUGAGCUCGGCCCUGAGCGAGCCCUACUACUGGAGGCUGCCGGAGCAGUUCAAGGGCUCCAUGAUCACAGCGUAUGGCGGACAGCUCAAGUACGCCGUCUACUACGAGGCCAGGGAGGAAACAGGCUCCUCCUCCUACGAGCCCCAGGUCAUCAUCAGGGGCGGGCCCAACAAGGACCUGCUGAUGAUGCGUCACACAGCGGGGCUGCAGAUUGGACAGCUCACCCGCCACGAAAUAGAAAUGACGGAGGCUGAAUGGAAGCAUGCUGAUGGGCGCUCGAUGACCAGGGAAGAUUUCAUGGACGUUCUGUUCUACGUGGAUUACAUACUGAUCAAGGCCUCCCAGGGAAACCAAAUGAGACAUAGCCGUAUAUCAGAGAUCAGUCUGACCGUAGCAGAGGGGGGCCGUCCCAACACAGAGAGUGAGAGAGCCCACCAAAUUGAGAGUUGCGAAUGUCCUGCUGGCUACUCUGGGCUGUCCUGCGAGGAGUGUGCGGCGGGGUUCUACCGCCUGCGGGGAGCGGCUGUGGGUCCAGCAUCUGGCCCGGCGUCCCAGGAGCCCGGAGUGGCCGGUAUGGGCAGGUGUGUGCGCUGCCAGUGUAGUGGCCACUCCACCACCUGUGACCCCGAGACCUCCAUAUGCCAGAACUGUCAAGACAACACGGAAGGCGCCAGGUGCGAGAGCUGUGCACCUGGAUACUAUGGCGUGGUUCGUGGUUUCCAUGACGACUGCAAGCCCUGUGCGUGCCCCCUAACCAACCCAGAAAACAACUUCAGCCCCAGCUGCGUGUCGGAGAGCUUCGAUGACUACCGCUGUACCGACUGUCCUGAAGGAUACGAGGGGAAGUACUGUGAGAGGUGUGCAACUGGUUACCACGGUAACCCCCGGAUGCCCGGCGGUCGGUGCGAGGAGUGUAAGUGUUCCGCAUGGGGGGCACUCCCCGGGCCGUGUGACCCCGAGACCGGCCAAUGCCGUUGCAGGGGCGGGGCGACUGGACCGUCGUGUGACCAGUGCAUGGAGAGGCAUGUGUGUGGACCCGCUGGGAUUACCUCUUGCGAUGACGACUGCGCCGGUUUGCUGAUCAGCGACAUGGACAGCCUGUACGGCGUCAUCACCUCGGUCAACCUGACCACGCCACUCCCGCCCCCCUAUAAGAUCCUCUACCGCUUCGAGAACAUGACCGAGGAGCUCAAGCACAUGCUGUCCCCACAGAGGGCCCCAGAGAGGCUGCUCCAGCUGGCCGACUCAAACCUGGGCUCCGUGGUCACUGAGAUGGACCAGCUCCACAACAGGGCCACCAAGGUCUCAGCGGACGGGGAGCAGGUGGAGGACGACGCCGGCCGGAUCCAUAAAGGAGCCGAGGACCUGUUGAGGUUCAUCCAGGACACGCUGCUGGGGGCCACAGAGCUCCAGGCCAAGGCGGCGGAGCUGAACGCCACCUUAUCGCGGCGCGCCGGGUCACCGGAGAAGAGCCUGAAGGAGAUGAAGGCGGAGAUCCAGGCCAUGCUAGCCGAGCUCCGAGCCAGACAGCUGGCUGGGAAGAAGGGCAUGGCAGCGGAAGAGCUGGGUUUGGCCGAAGAGCUGUACCAGAAAGUCAAGAGGCUGUUUGGAGACCCCCACCAGGCCACCGAGGACCUCAAAGCAGAGGUGACAGGGAAGCUGUCGGACCACGGGGGGAAACUGGAGGAGGCCCAGGAGCUGUUGGACGCUGCCCAGAGCAAGAGCAGGGAGGCCGGGGCGCUGGCUGCUCAGAACCAGGCCAACCUCACAGCCCUGGAGAGGAAGCGGGCGGCGGUGAGCGGCGUCAGGCAGGAGGCGGAGGGGCUGCUGGGGGACGGCGAGCGGCUGCUCGGGGAGGCCAACCAGCUCUCGGACCGUAUCAACGGGGAGAUCGAGGAUCUAGAGGAGAUGGAGCGAGAGCUGGGCCCUCUCCAUGACCGCCUGGAGACCAAAGUGGCUCACCUGACGGACGGCCUGAGUGACGGAGACCUGGCCGACCACGUGGGCCUGGCCGAGGGACACGCCCAGCAGCUCAACGAAUCAGCGGCCAUCCUCGACGGUAUUCUGGCGGAGGCUAAGAACCUCUCCUUCAACGCCACGGCUGCGUUCAAGGCCUACAGCAACAUAAAGAACAGCGUGGACGAGGCCGAGAGAGAGGCCAAGGCGGCGAAACAGAGCGCCGCCGAGGCCCUGAUGCUGGCCUCUGGUCCUGACAUCCCAAUAAAGGAUGAAGCCAAAGACUCACUGCAGAAGAGCUACAGACUGUUGAAUCAAGCCAAGCAACUAGAGGACAACGUCAAAGAUAAUGCAGCAAGUGUGGCCAAUCUGAAGGGCAGGGUGAAAGCUGCCAGAGACAAAAACAAAGACCUGCUGAAGGCUGUCAACGAAACCAUGGCAACCCUUAACGCCAUACCCAGCGACACAGCAGCUAAGCUAGCAGCCUCCAAGGUUGUGGCAGCGGACGCAAACGCCACUGCCAUCGAUGUUCUGGAGCGCCUUGGGGAUUUGAACCUGCGACUCCGUGGCCUCCAGAAGAACUACAGCGAACUGGAGGACACCGUCAGAGCAGCAAAUCACAUGAUCCAGGACCCGGAGAAGAACACAAUCAUCCAUGCUGCCGGGGCCAAAGUCAAGGAUCUGGAGGACGAGGCGGACAGGCUGUUGGAGAAGCUGCAGCCAAUCAAGAGGCUGCAAGACAAUCUCAGGCGCAACAUCUCUCAAAUAAAGGAGCUGAUCAACCAGGCCAGGAAGCAGGCCAACUCGAUCAAGGUGUCUGUGUCGUCGGGCGGUGACUGUCUCCGUAGUUACCGGCCCGACAUUCGGAAGGGGAGGUACAACACCAUCGUCCUCCACGUCAAGACCACCACGCCAGACAACCUCCUGUUCUACCUGGGCUCCGCCAAAUACGUGGAUUUCCUGGCCCUGGAGAUGCGCAAGGGCAAGGUGAGCUUCCUGUGGGACGUGGGCUCGGGCGUGGGGAGGGUGGAGUACCCCCACCUCUCCAUCAGCGACGGCAAAUGGCACCGGAUCGAGGCCUCUCGUAACGGUCUGAACGGCACCAUCUCGGUGUAUCCUCUGGAGGGCGCCCUGGCUGGCCUGCUGCCGAUGCCCGCCAGCGCCAACUCUCCCACGGCCUUCACCAUCCUGGACGUGGACCACAACGCCUACCUGUUCGUCGGGGGCAUCCUGGGAACCGUCAAGAAAGCGGAUGCGGUGAGGACCACCACGUUUACCGGCUGCAUGGGCGAGACGUUCCUGGACAGCAAGCCCAUCGGCCUGUGGAACUACAGGGACCGCCAGGGAGACUGCAAGGGCUGCACUGUCAGCCCCCAGGCAUCGGAGGGUGAGGGCACGGUGCAGCUGGACGGGGAGGGCUAUUCCGGGGUGGGGCGGCCCGUCAGGUGGAACCCCAACGUCUCCACGGUGACCUUCAAGUUCCGCACCUUCUCUUCAGAUGCCUUGCUCAUGUACCUGGCCACCGACGACAUGAAGGACUUCAUGACCCUGGAGUUGUCAGAGGGCAAGAUCAAGGUGACCUUUGACCUGGGCUCUGGGAUGGCCACUGCUACGUCCGCCAGUCGCCAUAACGACGGCCGCUGGAAGUCCCUCACCAUGACUCGCAACAAGAAGAAAGCCACGGUCUCCAUUGUGGACAUCGACAGCAGCAGAGAGGAGGAGAUGGCCUCCUCAUCACCGGGCGCCGCAACCGGCCUCAACCUGAAAGAGAAACAGAAGAUCUACUUUGGAGGACUGCCCACUCAGGGAAACUACAGGUCCGAGGUGACGACACACCGCUACGCCGGUUGCCUGCGGGACAUUGAGAUCUCCAGGACGCCGUAUAAUCUGCUGGGCAGCCUGGAUUACACGGGAGUCACCAAGGGCUGCAGUGUUGAGAACAUCUACACGGUCAGUUUCUCUAAGCCCGGCUACAUGGAGCUGUCGGGACUCUCAUUGGCUGUGGCCACGGAGAUCAGCCUGUCGUUCAGCACUCAGACGGACACUGGGACCAUCUUCUUGGCAGUUAGUGGUGCCGAUCAGAUUGAUCAGAAGAGUGCAGGCCUGUUCAGUCCAAAGAGGAAGCGCCGGCAGUCGGGAGAGCCCUACCUGUCCGUCAUGCUGAACAAGGGCUCCCUGGAGGUGCUGGUGUUCACCGGGAGCCACAACACGCGCCGGGUGGUGCGCCGCGCCGACCAGGGCGUCCUGCACGACGGCCGGGAGCACGCCCUCCGCAUAGAGAGGCUGGCCGGCCGAUCCUUCGCUGUGCAGGUGGACGAGGAGCCCAAGAGGGAGGCGGCUCUUCCCAACGACCAGCCAAUCAGCUUGCGGCGCGUGUUCCUGGGCGGCAUUCCCGCCGCGGUGGAGCUGAGCUCCAACCGGGCCAAUGUUCCCUUCCAGGGCUGCAUCUGGAACCUCAUGGUCAACAAUGUGCUGUCCGACUUCUCCCAGCCCGCGUCCUUCGAGAACGCCCACAUCGGCCGCUGCCCCAGGCUGGCCCCGGCCCCGCCCCAGACACCCCUCCUGCCCCCAGAGGUGGAGGGGACCCCGGGGCCCCAGACGGCCCCCGCCACCCCGUCUCCGGGCCCCCCCGUUGUCGAGGCCCCACCCCCGGACACUGAACUUGCAGUCCCUCCCACCACCACCCCGGAGCCUGACACGGACUCGUGUGGGCCGGGCGCCGCCCCAGCCGCCCUGGAGAAGGCGUACCAGUUCGGACUCACCAAGAACAGCCACAUGACGUUCGCCUUCGAUGACACCAAAGUCCGAGAGAGGCUGAUCAUGGAGUUUGAGCUGAGGACCACAGAGGACUCUGGGCUGGUUCUGUACAUGGCCAGGAUCAACCACGCAGACUUUGUCACCAUACAGAUCAAGGAGGGCCAGGUGUGUCUGGGCUACGACCUGGGCCACGGCAACACCUCCGGGUGCAUCCCCUUCUCCGUCAACGACGGCAACUGGCACAAGAUCCGUCUGAACCGGAACAAGCAGAGAGCCGUCCUGAUGGUGGACGGACGCUACAGCAAACAGAUGAUCAGCCCCAAGAAGGCUGACCUCCUGGAUGUGGUGGGACUCCUGUAUGUGGGCGGGCUGCCGCAAAACUACACCAGCAAGAGGAUAGGACCGAUUCUCUACAGUAUCAACGGCUGUAUCCGGAACUUCAAAAUGGUGGGAGGACCCAUCAGUAGUGCUGCAGGUCGUCUUGGAGACUUCAACCUUGACAUGGCGUCGCCCAACUCCACACACAUGGUGGGAAGAUGCUUCGUAGCCACGGAGACGGGCACCUACUUUGACGGCACAGGCUACCUUAAAGCAGUGUCUACCUACCGGGUGGGUCUGGACGUGUCCGUGGCGCUGGAGUUCAGGACCAGCCGGACCAACGGGGUCCUUCUGGCUAUCAGUAACCAGGGCAACGACGGGCUGGGCCUGGAGAUCAGCCAGGGCAAGGUCCUGUUCCACGUGGACAACGGCGCCGGGCGCAUCACGGCCGAGCACGCCGACCCCGGGGGGGCGGGGCUCUGUGACGGCCAGUGGCACGCGGUGGUGGCCCACAAGCUGCGGCACCGGCUGGAGCUGGAGGUGGACGGCUGGAAGAGCCAGGCCGAGAGCCCCCACACGCGCUCCAACACCUGCGACACCAACGACCCCGUCUACGUGGGGGGGUACCCCAGCGGUGUGCGGCAGGCCGCUCUCUCCACCUCCACCUCCUUCCGGGGCUGCAUGCGCAACCUCAGGAUCACCAAGGCAUCCCGGACCAUGGAGGUGCACUUCAACAAGGCGCUGGAGAUCAGGGGCGUCCAGCCACUGUCCUGCCCCGCCGUGGCGGCCUGAGCUCCCCCCCACCCCCCCUCUCUACCCCCACCUCCCUCAAACUACCCCCCCACCCCCCCUCUCUACCCCCACCACCCUCAAUCUACCCCCCACCACCCCUCUCUACCCCCCACCCCCCCUCCUCCCCACGCUUUACCCUCCCCUCCUACUCCCUGCUUCCCUGCAGGCUCCUGCUCCUCCUCUCUGGAAGACGCUCUUGUAUGUCGGUCGCACAGCGUGUUUCAAUGGGUUUCAAUGGGUUUCAAUGGGUUUCAAUGGGUUUCAAUGGGUUUCAAUGUGUUUCACUGGGUUUCAAUGUGUUUCAAUGGGUUUCAACGGGUUUCAAUGGGUUUCAACGUGUUUUCAAUGUGUUUCGACAUGAGUUUCUUCACCUUGCUAAAUGUGUUGCUUUUGUGUUGUUAACGGACCCCCUGUGGAGGAAGCGUUGCGCGUGAGCGAUGUUUCUUAGGUUGUGUUGGCGAAAAGAAAACAUAUUGUGUUUGGUACUGUUGCACUUAAAAAGAGGAAAAGAAAACAUUGUAUUUGGUACUGCUGCACUUACAAAAGGAGAAAAGAAAACAUUGUAUUUGGUACUGCUGCACUUAAAAAGAGGAAAAGAAAACAUUGUAUUUGGUACUGCUGCACUUAAAAAAGGAGAAAAGAAAACAUUGUGUUUGGUACUGCUGCACUUAAAAAAGGAGAAAAGAAAACACGCACACAAAGACACACAGAUAGUCUUAGGAGCCUAUGCUGCUCCCCGGUACUGAACUUCUGCAUACAGUGCCUCCAUAUGGCUGUGAAACCCCUAUGGCUCCCUUAACACACGCCCUCCUUCUCCCGCUCCACCGGUUCAACAGAGUCCGCAAGGAGCUCCCUGAUGGUCUCAGAACGUUUGCAUGGUGUGGUUAAAUAUAUGUAAUCUGUUGUUUCUGCAGAAAUAUAUUUCUGUUAGCAUCAAACUACUGGUCCUGCGUCUGUCUCUUUGCUUGUCUUUUCUUUACUUUAAUUGCAGGGCAUACACAUUGUAUAAUGUAUGAUUGUACAUUAUCCGUAACAUAUAUGAAGGAAGGCAAUGCUCUAACCACUAAACCACAUUGCAUUAAAAACUUGACCCUAAA
This is a messenger RNA of Gadus morhua (Atlantic cod), 11130 nucleotides long. It is a transcript of the gene lama2, whose product is annotated as laminin, alpha 2. Gene Ontology annotation, cellular component: basement membrane. Gene Ontology annotation, molecular function: signaling receptor binding; extracellular matrix structural constituent. Gene Ontology annotation, biological process: regulation of embryonic development; cell adhesion; animal organ morphogenesis. Lineage: Eukaryota; Metazoa; Chordata; Actinopteri; Gadiformes; Gadidae. The transcript is spliced from 74 exons. The record is from RefSeq and is a predicted model, not a curated record. Bases 299 to 10033 code for a protein of 3244 amino acids.